Messenger RNA from Cryptotermes secundus, 4902 nucleotides. Its product is annotated as transcription factor Sox-10. Gene Ontology annotation, molecular function: DNA-binding transcription factor activity, RNA polymerase II-specific; RNA polymerase II cis-regulatory region sequence-specific DNA binding. Gene Ontology annotation, cellular component: nucleus. The coding region runs from base 690 to 2177 and encodes 495 amino acids. NCBI's taxonomy places the organism in Eukaryota, Metazoa, Arthropoda, Insecta, Blattodea, Kalotermitidae. The transcript is spliced from 5 exons. The record is from RefSeq and is a predicted model, not a curated record. Gene Ontology annotation, biological process: regulation of transcription by RNA polymerase II.
GAAAGGUCGCUUCUCGCUUGUUUUAUAUUUAUAUAUAUAUAUAUAUAGAUACUACGAGUUAUAGAACAGAUAAAAAAAUUAUAAAGGCGUUUUCAUUCAAAGAAGUGUAUUAUCCAUAUAUAUAAGAAGAAAAAGCAAAAGGCACGCGUCUUGAACACGACGAUACGGACCCCCACUCCUGUUCAUCUCGUCAACAAAACGAGUUGGUCUGUAUAAAAACAUUUUUAGACUAAUUUUAUUUGGUUUAUGAAAAAUAACAACUUUUUAAAGUUAAGUGAUAUUCAUGUUUGAGCCUUAUUUUUAAUGUGAAUGUUGCGUGUUUGAGAUAAACGUUAAUUGACAUUGUAAGAAGUGACCUUAAACGAAUUAAGUUCGUUACAAAACCGGAUCAAGAAACGGGCAAAAGAACUCUUCUGUGUAAUACAUUCUACAAGCUCAAAACAAAACCAAGUUCGUCCAUAUUAUCUUAAAAAGAGUCCGCGCUGCAUGUUACUCAAGUGAUCCAAUAUUGUGAAGUGACGUAAGUGUUGUGAGUUACCAAGUUAUGGUUAAACUGAAGUGUUAAUAUAGGGAUAUACACGGUUUUAAGUAUCAAAAUUACAGUGAAUUUCAUUCCUAUUCGCAAAAUUCCUUCGUGGAUUGCACAGCAAUGAACACGCGUAUAUAGGUGCUGUCAGUGUUACGUCAAGAUGUUGUCAGCGCAGCAACACUUGUUGAGGGCAAGUCCCUGCUCCGACGCCGCCCCCAACUCGCGACAAGUCGUCACUAUAACGGCCAGCACCGCAGCAAGCGUCGCGGCUGCAGCAGCGGCGGCAAUCAGCGGCGAAAGGGCGUCUUUAAUCGGGACAUCUAGCGACGCAGAUAAGACGGAGAUAAACGAGGCCGUUACAAAGGUUCUGGAAGGCUAUGACUGGACGCUGGUACCCAUCGCUACGAAAGCGUCGUCCGAUAAACGCAAGCUGCACGUCAAGCGACCCAUGAACGCCUUCAUGGUGUGGGCGCAGGCGGCGAGGAGGAAACUGGCCGACCAGUACCCGCAGCUGCAUAACGCCGAGCUCAGCAAGACGCUGGGCAAACUCUGGAGGCUGUUGAGCGACGAGGACAAGAGGCCCUUCGUGGACGAGGCGGACCGUCUGCGCAUGAUCCACAAGAGGGAACACCCCGAUUACAAAUACCAGCCGAGACGUCGGAAGGGUUUGAAAGGGGGUUCGGGCGGCCCGGCUGGCCCCACAGGGAGCACGUCACCCCACAGACAACUUCAGGCGCAGUCGCCACAACAACAGACGCACGGCGUCGUGUUCAGGAACAGGUGUAAGCAGGAAGACGGUAAUCUCAGCGGUGGAAAGUCCUCUCCACAGACCCUCGCAUCAGGGUCCCCGAACAGCGCACACGGGCCCCCUACACCCCCUACGACCCCUAACGGCGGCGGUGACAAAAGGACAGGCACAACCUCUUCUGUCCCGCAUCACCUCAGCCCCAGUGGAUCGACAGAACACCACUCCAACCACCAUAGUCAUCACUCCCAGCAAAGCAUUGACUUCAGCAGAAUAGACAUGGAUGAACUAACGUGCGGCGGUGAUCCGAUGAUGAUACAAGAAGAUGAAGCUCUAGUAGAUGGGUCCGAGCUCGACCAGUACCUUCCACCCGGUGCGCAACAAUCACAUUACCUGUAUCCCAAUUCGCUACCCCCAUCCCACCCUCUGUGGACCAUCCACAAACCCCCCAGUGAAGACCCUUCCGGUGAAACUCAAGAAUCCAACAACAACAACCACAUGAAGCAUAAUAAACGGUGCAACGAGACAACCCAUACAACCUUGGAGUAUGCUUACAAUACCUCUGAUGAUCCCCUGUCUCUGCCACCACCAGCCUUACUCAGAUACCAUGAGCUUCAGCCCUCGUCAGGCCUUAUCAAAACCGAGAGAGAUGUAUAUCAUCAGGGUGUGCCAACUACUGUGUCUGGUUCUUCGCCACCACCGACUUUAUCGUAUCACCAAAGUUUUCCCCUGGUUCCAACACCAAAUUAUUACACUACGGGAAGUGGUAACUCCACUGUGAGUGCCCCACACGGUCAGUAUCUGCAAUCACUACCAAGUUACCAACAAUAUUUCCAGCAGAGAGGAGCAACAGUUUUUGGGAAUUCAGCUGAUACGGCAUGGUCAAAUUACUCGUACGUGUGACACGAAUUGUUGGAAAGUUGAUGCAGUUGUGUCAAGUGUCAACUGAAGUUGUCAGUGUUUGAGACAUACAAGGUGUCGUGUCAAGUGAAGUGUCGACUUUGCGACAGACAGGAUGAAGUGACAAUUGGUGUCAGAUCUUUUGGACAAAGUCUUGUUCAGAACUUCUAAAGCAGAGACAACCUUUACACACUAUUUGUACUAUUAGCAUAGAGAUUAAAAAGAAAAUGUAUACCAGAUUCUACAGACAUUAUUAGGACAGUAAAUGACCUUACCAAAAUAUCUGAAACUAAACAAGCAAUUAACAAAUGAGUCAGAUUAACACAGUAGAGAUAUUUCAGUCAGUUUGUAGCGUUCUCAUUUGCUAUGACGUGGCGUGCCUAUGAAGCAGUGGAAGGCAACCUCAUAUACAUAAAACAAUACAUACAUAUAACGUAUACCAUUUAUACAUAAUAUUUUAUAGCCUUAAUUCUGUACAGUGUCUUGUAGACAGUUCAUGUGUCAAGCGACCUUUUUCUGUAUCUAUAUACAGUAUCUGCAUUCCAGUUCAAUAUUAUAUUUUAUUUUUAAAUGAAACGUUUAUUUUGAAUCAAAGACAGUUGGAAUAUGUUGUCUGCAUGCCUGCAUGUGGGAAAAUCGGAGAACUUACUUCCAAGUCUGUACAAGUUGCGGCAAUGUUAACGCGCGCCUAAAACAAGAUGGCGUGCUCUACCGGGGUGGUCUAAAGUGUAUGUGUUAAGUACACAAAUUGCAUCAUGAGACUCCACAAGCAGAAGUGUACCACUUGAAAAACAAACUGUAGGGCCUCUUAAAUAGUCUUUUUCUCUUUUAACAUAUACUUGCAGUUAAAACAUAACACAACCCUCACUUAUUCCGUAUUUUUUCAGUUUUUAAUGAAAGUUAUUUUAGGUGCAAGAAGAAACUUUCCAUAAGGAUCAAAUAUAAGUUAUGUUUGUUUUAAAGUGAACGUAUAUACUUUUCUGAUGACUGCGAUGUGGUGAUGGAUCAGAGUACUCAAGGCUACUUCAAAGCAUUACUUUCGUGUAUUAGCUUCUGCCAGAAACGUAUGGAGAAUUCCAGGAUUCUCACUCUUUAACAUCUAAACCUCUCCUAAGAUUACUUCCUUCUAGGACGUGGCGCCGUGUAGUCUGGUAGAGCUUAGCCCUUAAUAUGAAGGCAGCAGUUUCUUCCAAGACGUCGGUACCUAUAUACCAGAAUACACGGCGUCACGUCCCAGAAGACGGUCACCACUGCGAGAGCCUCAAAUUUCGUGUAUUUCGAAUGUCUGUAAUAAAAUAUUAAUUCCACCCUGCAUGUCGACCGAAACAUCACCAUCUUCAGGGGUAUUUACUUACUGCUGACGCUGUUGAAUGUUUCACGAUACAUGAAUGCAGUAAAAUUAAAAUGUAGAUUUAAAAGAAGACUCGUCGCGGUAGUGGUGUCAGAUAUUUGAUUCAUGGUGGUAAAAUUGUGAUCGAUUUGUAUUAUCAAGUUCAUACCAACAUUCUUCACAUCCAUACUUCUUGCAUCCUGUUGUGUGUACUUCCUACAUCCUUUUGUGUAUUUCUUGCAUCCUAUUGUGUGUACUUCCUACAUCCUGUGUUACUUCUUGCAUCCUGUUGUGUGUACUUCCUACAUCCUGUUUUACUUCUUGACUGUUUUACUUGCAUCCUAUUGUGUGUACUUCCUACAUCCUGUUUUACUUCUUGCAUCCUGUUGUGAGUACUUGUAUACUGUUGUGUAUACUUCCUACUUCCUGUUUUACUUCUUGCAUGCUGUUGUGUGUACUUCCUACAUCUUGUUGUAUUUCUUGACUGUUUUACUUGCAUCCUAUUGUGUGCACUUCCUACAUCCUGUUUUACUUCUUGCAUGCUGUUGUGAGUACUUCUUGCAUCCUGUUUUGUGUUGGAAUUAAUUUCGUGCUGACAUAAAAGUAAACAUAAUUCCUGUAGCUUGUGUUGACGGUUACUGCAGUACCGGGUUAAUAAUACCUCCUGCGAUGUAACACCAUAUACGUAGUUCGGUCAAAGUUUACGUGCUUUGCGGAGGCACGUACUGCUUACAUCUUCAGGGUGUGAGAGCAAGUCUUGCAAGCAACAAACUGAUUAUGAUUACGGCUUGCAUGGCUUAUACUUGAUUACGAAGAAAGAGGCAUACGUUCAAAUACCUUCAAAUGGAGUGUACGGUGUCAUAUCACCAUUAAUGACGCAACAGCCGAACCUGAGCUCUGCGCUCUCUAAAGACGUUUCGCCAACUGAUGAUUCAUAACAGCAUUCUUCGGAACUCUUGAUACCCGCGUUUUCUGUGAGGUACGAACUGAAUAUUUAUAUAUUACGGAAACCAUACGUCAGUUUACAUCCGGAUGGUCUUCCCACCGGCCAACUCCAAGAUUUUCCUUGAUUUUCCUCGGUCCUAGGGAAAAUACCGAGUUCUUGUCCAAAUUCCACGUUGCACUGCUUGCUUCACAUGUAGCUCCCAAUGGUAACAACAAAAUUUCGUUCUAAUGCAGCCCUUCCAACAUUAAUAUAAAAAAAUCCGAUCAUACGCAAUAAAGACCCUGCCCAACUUCCUCUGCUCAUAACAAAGUCCACUUCUUAAACAUCUAGCUUCUUCACUUCCCAACGCCUUACCCUAACUCAGAAGUACCCCCACCAGGAAAACGAAUGUGCACUGACUAGGCACCUUCAGACAAGGAACACUUUUCUAUACCCCUCCUGCAAAUAUGUGU